Arabidopsis arenosa is the source of this 1496-nucleotide messenger RNA. The record is from the annotation of a GenBank genome assembly. Lineage: Eukaryota; Viridiplantae; Streptophyta; Magnoliopsida; Brassicales; Brassicaceae.
AUUAAUAGUGUACCAAUUGCUUCUCUCAAUAUCACCACACUACACAACCAUGAACUCUUGCUCAUUCACUCUUUUCAUCUUGGCCGCCAUUAUCUUUCUCCGGUGUUUAAGUUCCACUAGAGCUGCCACAUGUCAUCCUGAUGACGAGGCAGGUCUCUUAGCCUUCAAAUCGGGUAUAACCCGAGAUCGUUUGGGCAUUUUUAGCCAGUGGAAGAAAGGUACUCCAUGUUGUUCAUGGAUGGGUGUCAUUUGCAUCACCAACGACCGCGUCACCACACUGAGAAUAAGCGGCUCUACCGUUCUUGGCCAAAGCGUCGUUUCCGGCACAAUCUCACCGUCUCUGGCCAAACUUCAGCACCUCGAGGGGGUUUACUUUACCUAUCUUCAAAAUAUUACAGGGUCUUUUCCCCAAUUUCUUUUCAAAUUACCAAAGUUAAAGUAUAUUGACUUAACGGGUACUCGCCUCUCCGGUCCCCUUCCGACUAACAUCGAUGCGCUAAGCCAGUUGGAAGAGUUAAUUCUGGAGGACAACCAGUUCACUGGUCCAAUCCCGACUUCAAUAUCUAAUUUGACUCGGUUAACUUGGUUCAGUCUCCGUGGAAACCACAUCUCUGGCACCAUCCCAGAUAUUUUCAAAUCCAUGACGCAGCUUGGAUUUCUCGCUCUCUCCCGCAAUCGAUUAUCCGGGAAACUUCCUCCGUCUUUUGCAUCGCUUGCACCAAGUCUCGUAGUCCUCGAACUAAACCAAAACAAUCUCUCGGGGAAGAUCCCUAACUAUUUAUCAAGAUUCAAGGAGAUGUCCUCAUUGUAUCUCUCCAAGAAUCAAUACUCGGGGGUCGUGCCAAAGAGUUUCGCCAAUAUGACCAAACUUAAUCAUCUUGACCUCUCCCACAAUCUUCUAACCGGUCCAUUCCCAGACUUGAAGAUGAUCGAUAACAUUUACGCUUUGGAUCUAUCGUACAACCGAUUCCACCUAAAAACAAUACCGAAAUGGGUGACCUCUUCACGAUCCAUCCACUCGUUGAAGCUAGUUAAAUGCGGGAUCAAGAUGAGAUUUGAAGAUUGGAAGCCAGAGGGAACAAAACUUUUUUCCGACAUCAAUCUUUCAGAAAACGAGAUCUCAGGGAGUCCAACAUGGUUUCUUAACAACGCAGAGAAUCUUAUGGAGUUUCAGGCAUCAGGGAACAAACUCCGAUUUGACAUGGAGAAGCUGAAAUUCAAAAAAUCGUUGAGACUAUUAGAUAUGUCAAGGAACUUGGUAUUUGGGAAGGUACCAGCGACGGUGGCUGGAUUGGAAAAACUGAACUUAAGUCAAAACCAUCUUUGCGGAAAGCUUCCGGUGACAAAGUUCAAGGCCAAUACGUUUGCUGGUAACGACUGUCUCUGCGGCUCUCCACUUUCUCCUUGUAAAGCUUAGCCGCAUGAAAAACUAUAACUUUGUAUUUUUGGAUUUACUUUGACACUCUCUAGUCUCUACAUAAAAAUUGUAUUGAUAA